Molecule: messenger RNA, 5165 nt
Organism: Electrophorus electricus (electric eel)
Lineage: Eukaryota; Metazoa; Chordata; Actinopteri; Gymnotiformes; Gymnotidae
Gene: gpr52
Product: G protein-coupled receptor 52
Biological process (GO): G protein-coupled receptor signaling pathway
Cellular component (GO): membrane
Molecular function (GO): G protein-coupled receptor activity
Source: RefSeq, a predicted model, not a curated record
CAGCAUCUCUCUCCCACUGCAGCAGUGGUACAGGCUCAGUGCCUCUGCCCUGCCUCUUCACCUCGCUCCGCUGACUCUUCCUGCUCUUCCUCCCCAUUCUACUUAUUUCCCGUUUCACCGUUCUCAUCGUCUGCUUGAAUUUUUUUAUUUAUUUAUAUUUUUAAGCUUUUGUUUUACGUAUGUAUGUAUGUAUGUACAUAUAGAGAGAGAGAUAAACGCCUACACUUUUACGGUUGCUUUGUGUCACGCGUUCUCCGGGAGACCGGUGUCAGGCUGGCGGAAGUUGCAGGUCGCUGGGACGGCUGACUGAGGACGACGGCAGCAGUGAAGCGCCGGUUCCUCCCCCUUAUUCCUCUCUGUCAGAUCGCCUGCCUGUGUCGCCGGGAGUCGCAUGGCGGAGGAGACCUGACGGAACAAAAGGAGGGUGAUUCGAGGCGAGACUGUCGCAUGGGCUCUGGAGAGGCUGACACCUGAUCGGAAGUCGGGAAGGCACGUCUGCGUGUUGGUAGCAGCGUUACGUCGAGGGGCCAAGUGGAUAUGCAGAGUUUUGACUCGAGGCUGUUUGAGGAACAAACACCUGGGAGAGAGCCUGCAAGCAAGUUUGUUUAGAGAGAGGGAAGGAAGCCUGCACAUGCCACGCUGAGGCAUCACAACUCGCCUCCUGUUCAGGAUACCUGAGGGGACAGGCUUGCUUCAGAAGUGCAGGGUCUCCUCCACCACGAGCUGAGUUAGGGGGCACAUUUCUGCUUCCUCUCUUAUUUCUGCCGCACAAAAGCCGAGCUAAUGAGGAGUAAAAGGACGGACACCAAGACAAUCACCGUGGCCGUGCACCCAGUCUGAACAUUUUGAUCAUUUCCUCUUUGCCCUACACAGCCAGCUGUGGCUACAAACGCAACGGUCCCAAAGCAGUCUGAGUGAACGGUUCUGAUACACUCUCCCACAGAAUACUUUGUGUUUAUCUUCCGCUUGGCUGUGUUUGGAUUUUGAACAAUAGGAAGCCCCCAUGGGGGCCCAGACAGUGACCGUGAGGUGCUCUCUCCAAGACCCACAUUUAGAAACAGUGUGUAUGUUUGCAUCCAAACCAGGAAUGCGGUGAAACCAGUGAAACUUCUACAGGCGCCUUGGAUUGCUUGGAUUUUACAGUAAACAACAGAAAGAAUAAAUGUGGAAUCAAAUAAUUCAGAUAUAGUGCCCUUAUAUCAGUGUUAUAGUGACCUCACGGGGGCAAGUGCAUAAUCGUCUCGUCUGAUACCUGCCUCCUCUCGCCAUGACCUGUCCUCAAGCCCCCUGCCCUUGUGAGGGUGAACUAGCGAGUCAGUAGACAUUGCUGCAGUGUGCUGCCUGAGGGAGCUCUGGGAUCUCCUGUGGACGGAGCCGGCCGGUCGCGCAGUAGCGCUGACACACCGCUCUUUCAUGAUGCUCACCGUUUUCCAUGCUGGUAGCCGCUGGUGUGUGAAGGAAACACCUCCGCCUGAUGAUUGCUGAGUCUUUCUUAGGCAUGACUAACAUCAGAAGAGAAGGGGACGUGGUUUUUUCUUUUUCUCGAUUGCCGAGAUGCAUUGAUUUUUAUCAGUCCUUGUUUCGUUGAGACCCAGGUAUGUGAGAAGCAGGGGUAAGAUGAAAACAGAGAGUAGAUAGAGUUGUGUUUGCAGGAGGAGAUUACCGACAAGGCGCAGACAGGGCUUCAGUUACAGGCACAUCUGCAUUGAGCCUAGGAACCCCGGAACCCUACCCGACUGGACGCGGCCCAGGACAAUGAACCAGUCAGGACUGGUCGAACCGGUCUCGACUGGAAACGGCAGCCUGAGCAGCACCUACGGUGUGUCCCUGAACCUCUCUUGUCCUCUGGGCUGGGCGCAGAACGAAGGCUCGGAGGCGUGCGUCCUGGAGACGGCCGUCAUCGUGCUGCUGACGGUUCUCAUCAUUGCCGGCAACCUGACGGUCAUCUUCGUGUUCCACUGCGCACCUCUGCUGCAUCAUUACACCACCAGCUAUUUCAUCCAGACUAUGGCGUAUGCUGACCUGCUGGUGGGCAUGAGCUGCCUGGUACCCACCCUCUCUCUGCUUCACUUCCCUGCCGGCGUCCAGGAGCCUCUCACCUGCCAAGUGUUUAGCUACGUCAUCUCCGUGCUCAAGAGCGUCUCCAUGGCCUGCCUGGCCUGCAUCAGCGUGGACCGCUACCUGGCCAUAACCAAGCCGCUCUCCUACAACCAGCUGGUGACGCCUUGCCGUCUGCGGUGCUGCAUUGUGGUCAUCUGGGUGUACUCCUGCGCCGUGUUCCUCCCAUCCUUCUUUGGCUGGGGCAAGCCAGGCUACCACGGGGACAUCUUCGUGUGGUGUGCCCGCUCCUGGCCCACCUCAGCCCUCUUCACCGGCUUCGUGGUGUGCCUGUUGUACGCGCCGGCGGCUCUCGUCGUCUGCUUCACCUACUUCCACAUCUUCCGCAUCUGCCAGCAGCACAACCGGGAGAUCAGCGAGCGCCGGGCACGCUUCCCCAGCCAGGAGAUGGAGGCCGGGGAGGGGGCCCAGAACACGGGUCACGGGCCCGACCGGCGCUACGCCAUGGUGUUGUUCCGCAUCACCAGUGUCUUCUACAUGCUCUGGCUGCCCUACAUCAUCUACUUCCUGCUGGAGAGCUCCCACGUUCUGGACAGCCCGGCCCUGUCUUUCAUCACCACCUGGUUAGCCAUCAGCAAUAGCUUCUGUAAUUGCGUCAUCUACAGCCUGUCCAACAGCGUGUUCCAGCUGGGCAUGCGGAGGCUCUCGCAGACACUUUGCUCCUUCAGCCCUUGCGCCCAUGACGACAAGGACUUCGGAGAACCAAAGCCAAGGAAGAGAGCCAAUUCAUGCUCAAUCUGAAGACUUAAGAUGCUAAAUAUUGGAGCAAGGGAUCUAUUCCAGGCAGAGAGAGGGAAUGAAUGAAAAACUCUUUGGUGUCUUAGUUUUGAAGUUACUGCAACAGUGGAAUUGAAAUUGAUUGAAGGUUGCAUUCUUUAUGACCGUUGAAAGGUUCACGUUGCUAUGAUGCACCAGAUUUUAUUGAACAUGCGUGCUCCUGUUGUGUGCAAGCUGGUGCAUCUGAAUGUCUGACAUUAGUUGACUACAUUCCCUGUAAAUAUCAAAGUGGCACCUGCCUCGCUUGUGUAAAUAUCACCAAAUGGCUGGUGGUCACGACCUGUUUAACACAUGAAGUUUCUAGAAUGUUUGUAAGAAAAACAUGGAAAUGUCAAAGCUGAAGUCAACCCAAUGAGACAGGGGCUAGGUUCAAGCUCGCAUCAUUGGUGGGUUUCUUUGGAUACAGAUUGCACUGUCUGAGCUAAAUUGCAGGUUUGAGGUUUUUAGAUUUUAAUGAAUAUAUUUUUUAUAUUCAGUUACUAUAUCUACCAAAACAGCUGCUCCUCGAGGAGAAAACACUACAACACUGAGCCCUUGGUUUUUUGUCCCUCCUGUAAAGGUUUUCCCUCAGAUUGGGUCCAUGCGGCACACUUGUGAGCUUUCCCGAAGACCCUUGCCAGUGUUCUUAUUAUAGCCCAGCGUCACGACUUUAGAUGGGCUCAAACAAUCACCGCAAAGACUGUUACGAUGUGCGUGGUGGGGUGUUCAGAUGGAAUCAGGUGUAGCAAAGUGCAAAAACGGUCAAACCAAGAAAUUUACUGAUAUGCAUUCCAAACUGGAUCUUUUUAAUAAAUGUGCUGAGAUAUCACACGCGCACAAUAUUAACUAAGCCUGUAGUAGUCGUGAAUUGUACCUUAGUUCCCAGUGAUGUAUACCUUGGCUGUGUGUAAUUAGACCUGUUUGCCUGCAGUGAUUCUGUAACCCUCUGAAAAACACACAGACAGCAGACUUUUUUAAAUCAUCAAUCUGAAGUUCACAUGAAGUUCACAUUUAUUAGUAUACAAACAGGGGCAUUUUUGGAUACACAUGUGAAUUCCAGUACAGAAUUUUAUCUGUGCCUAAGAUGUAUGAAAAUGAACAAAGUUCUUACUUUAUGUGGUAAGAUAUUUGUUCAUAUUAGAUUGUUUCAUAUAAACAUUAAUCUCACUUGUCCCUUGACUCAUAUCUCCAUAAAUGCUGGGUUUUUUUCUUCCAGUUUUACUGAGAAGGUAUAUGAUAUAUGCCAUCACAUAUUUAAUUACGUAUUAUUAAAAUGUAUUUCUUAUAUACAUGCUCCUUUUUUAGCUGUUUGAAGUAUAAUCUCCAAGCUGGUUUGUUACUCUGCAAAAUAGGUUUGUAAUUUUCGAGUACUUUUUUUUUUUUCUUUCUCUCUUCAAAUAACUUUUUAAAAUCGGUUUACACGUUUUACCUGCGUCUUAAUUCACAUCUUUCCCAAACAAGAUACAACAUUAAAUUAGUGUAAAUGUUGCAGUGGACAGGUUGCAUAUACACAUAUAUGUUAUUUUGAAUGAAAAUGCUGUUUUAUUUAAAGGGAAAGCCUUCAGUACGUUUCAGUCCUGAGGCUGGAAUGAUUGAGGCAACUAUACAUGUUAAUUUCAUGAAAGUGUUUUUUCCAGCCAUCCCAGAGAAUUUAACAGUAGCUGACUGCUUCUUUGUGAAAUGUGGUCUUAGGGGAAAAACAUUUAUAUUUAUUGAAGUGACGUAUAGACCGUUACAAGAGAAACAGUUGCUGGUUUCUUGUCACUUUGGUCUUAAGUGUAGUCUUAAGUGUGAUGCUCUUUGCAUCACACAAAAGAGCUAGUAGAUGUGCAUUAGAUCAUGUCUGCAGAAAUCCAGACAAAAAGAGAAACAGCAUCCUCUAUCAUUUGCCUUGAAGUACGCUGGUGAGGGUACCACUUGCUUCUGAAACUAGAGUACAAUUAUAAAAGAGUUAUUUAUUUAUUUAUUUGUUUGUUUCAUUUGCAAUAUCCAAGUGGAUUUGAUAGCUGAUAAGUGGGAGUGUUUGUGUAGCUGUAUGUGCAUUUCUGUACAGCUGGUGGACAGUCUCUGCUCACAACUGUAUGUCCAGUAAUUGCACAUGUCGUGGUGUAAGUGGAACUAGACUCCUGAUGUUCAUUUAACUUGUUUUUUUUUCCUCUUCUCUUUAUUACUUUUUUCCAAUUACAAAACAAGAAAUUACACAGUAUAUAUUUUUUUAUUUUGAAGACUUUGUGAGACUAUGGUUUUGCUGUUGCUGCCAGUAUAAUAAAAGUGGACAGAGAAUACGUGUC